GCUUUCAGGGCUGAUUUGGAAGAGAAGAAAAAGAGAAGGCAGCUGUGAUCUCUUCUAUUCCACCAGAGUAAGACGGGAGGAAGAAGCCAACAUGUCCAAUGCUUCUGCUGAGGAGAAAGUCCAGCAAACAGGGUUUACCAGAACCUGAUGAGACUCACCACUCAGAGGAGCAUCGAGGAUGCCGAGGAGCUGGAGAGAGAGCGGCGUCGGCGGGCACGAGAGUCCUCACAGCAAAGGAACGGGGACUCCACACCUGGAGAGUCAUCCCCAGAGACCGACGUGGCAGCAGAGCAGAACAUGUAUGACAGCGACCUGAAACCGAGCGGUUUUCCUUCUUUGGAGGAGGACGAAGGCUUCAGCGACUGGACUCAGCGCAGAGAGAGACGGAGACAACAACGCCUGCAGGAGCUCAGCCAGGGCGGUGAGGAGGAGGAAGACGAGGAGGAGGACUUGAUGAACAAAUCUGUGCCCAUAAAGACCACACAGGACCCUGGGAUGUCCUCGAGCCGACUCCUGACAAAAAGGCAGGAGGAGUUUGACAGAGCCAGAGUGGAGAUGCAGAAUAGGAAAGAGCGAGAGGCGGAGGCGAGGAAGGAGGAAGAGAGCGAAGAAGAACAAAGGAGGAAGGAUGUACUGUUACCUGUCAGGAAGGAGAAGGUUCAAAGGCAGAACACAGAGGUGGAGAAAGGGAAAGAAGUUAAAGUCUCCUACACAUCAAAGAUUUUCCUUCGCCAAGAGCCAAAACACAGCAGCUUCAAUGGCGACGGUGCUACAGAGGAAGUGACAUCAUACAUCAACAAGAAAAACGGAUCCAGCAGAGCUGUGGAGCGGGAGGAGGCAGAAGUCAUCCUGGAGACGGAGCAGCGGUUGGAGAAGAUCCGUCGGAGCCUUCAGGAGAAGGAGAGCCAGGAGCUGGAACAGCUGAAACACCGGCAGGCUGAGACCGAGCAGGAGCUGGAGGAGCUGAAGAGGAGGAGGGAGGAGAGACGCAGAGUCCGGGAAGAAGAGGAGCGCCGGAGGGAAGAAGAGGAGCACCAGAGACUGGUCAAAGAGGAGGAGGAGAGGAGACGGAUGAAAGAAGACAUUGAGAAGAGGAGGAUGGAGGCAGCGGAGAGGAUGAAGAGCCUAAGCUCAUCCAGCGUGGACGGAGAUGAGGCGUUCAGUCCCUUCAGCCCCAAAGUUUCCACACACAAGAUCACAGAGAGAACAGAAUCCCUGAACCGUUCGCUGAAGAAAAGUAACAGCUUUAAGAAGACGCAACCUUUUGUGAUGCUGUCCAAGAUUGAUGACAAGAUGGAGCAGUACGCCCACGCUGUGGAGAACUCUCAGGAACCAAGGGCAGUGAAGGCAUCUCUGAAUGAUCUGCCCACCUCGCCGGAGGUUGUUGCCUCCAAGAAAAACCUGUUUGAGGCUGGAGAGGCUUGGAGCCAGAGUCCAAGCAGGGGAGCCACCUGCAAGGACACUGAGGGUCUGAAGGUGGGCGUGGCCAGUCUAAUCACGCAGUGGGUGAAAGGCCCCUCAGAUGGCAGCAGCAGACCAUCAUCAUGCAGAUUUGCCGAUGUGAAGUCUGGAGAUGUGAUGCAGAAGAAGAGCAUGUGGGAGAUCUUUGGAGACUCAUCAGGGACGCAGGAAGGAGCCAAGAGUCCAGCUGCUGGUAAAAAGUACAAGUUUGUUGUGACUGGUCACGGCAAAUAUGAGAAGAUUCCUGUGGAUGAUCAGAAUGGAGGAGAAUUCAACAGAAGGCCUGAUUUAUGUCACAGUGAUUACUGAGAUGGUGUCCUUUCUUCAGUUUCCAUCUUCAUCUCACUACAACAUCUGGACAACAAUUGCAGUCUCAGUAAUCUGAUUACACUUUAUCCCAUAAAUUACCUUUUUUGACUCUCCCACCUGAACACAAACAAUCCAAAUGAUCAAGUCUAAAAUAUUUGAUGAUUAAAUGUUUAUUUUUCUCAGAUUUUCUGUUUUUUUUUUUUUUUUUUUCUUUUUGUUGUUUAACAGCCUUUUGUAUCUAGUAUUAUGUACAUACUGUGAGCUUUACCAUUUCUAUUUUUCACCACAGUGUUUUCCAGUAAACUAUUUCAGACAUCUAGGUAAUCUUUGUAUGGGGGUACUUUGAGAAACUUGUUUGACCAGAAGGAGUCUAAGUACGAAAUGUUCACAUCUUCCACAUGAUUUUAUUUCAUCUGUUCUACACUUACAUGUUGGUUAAACAACAAUCUGAAAAAUGGGGCUUGGAAGCGACAAAUAUAGAUAAACUGUAAAUAGUGCGUUUUUAUUACACUGAUGAGGUGACUGAUGAUAUUGUACUUUUGUGCAGUUUAAGUAUUUACCCAAAUUUGACUUAGUGGCUUAGUGUAAUUAAAUUGAUUUAUUUGGAAAAUAGCUGCAUUACAAUUAAUUGGAUUGAACUGGACUGUAUCUUUAAAAGUGCCUUUCGAUUACUUUGUCAUUGCCCUCUCUGACACCUUCAUCUCUGUUUCUGUACCACAGCAAACACAUUUUACCCAUCUGAUGUGUGUAUAACCAUUUUUCUUGAAUAAAUUAAAGUCUUUUUCUCUU
Melanotaenia boesemani (Boeseman's rainbowfish) is the source of this 2559-nucleotide messenger RNA. RefSeq names its product lymphocyte specific protein 1 a (gene lsp1a). Gene Ontology annotation, molecular function: actin binding; myosin binding; calmodulin binding. The transcript has 13 exons. Gene Ontology annotation, biological process: muscle contraction. The record is from RefSeq and is a predicted model, not a curated record. Lineage: Eukaryota; Metazoa; Chordata; Actinopteri; Atheriniformes; Melanotaeniidae. The coding region runs from base 148 to 1770 and encodes 540 amino acids.